UAACCCUCCGCUCGUCGCCAUUUUCUCAUUUCUUCCCUUUCUUUGCUUUUCCCUGAAAAAACAAAGCGAAGGAGAGAGAAAAUGAGAGAGAUCCUCCAUAUCCAAGGCGGUCAAUGCGGAAACCAGAUCGGCGCCAAGUUCUGGGAAGUGAUCUGCGGAGAGCACGGAAUCGACCACACGGGGCAAUACGUCGGCGACUCACCUCUCCAGCUCGAACGCAUCGAUGUGUAUUUCAACGAGGCGAGCGGCGGAAAGUACGUCCCACGCGCCGUUCUCAUGGAUCUGGAGCCUGGCACAAUGGAUUCCCUCAGAUCUGGACCGUACGGUCAGAUCUUCCGCCCCGAUAACUUCGUGUUCGGGCAGUCCGGCGCCGGGAACAACUGGGCUAAAGGUCACUACACGGAAGGCGCGGAGUUGAUCGAUUCGGUCCUUGAUGUUGUGAGGAAGGAGGCUGAGAACAGCGAUUGUCUCCAAGGUUUCCAGGUUUGUCAUUCAUUGGGAGGAGGAACUGGAUCUGGGAUGGGAACGCUUCUGAUCUCUAAGAUAAGAGAGGAGUAUCCAGACCGUAUGAUGAUGACCUUCUCUGUGUUUCCUUCUCCUAAGGUCUCUGACACUGUUGUUGAGCCUUACAAUGCAACGCUCUCUGUCCAUCAGCUUGUUGAGAACGCUGACGAGUGUAUGGUUUUGGACAAUAAGGCUCUCUACGAUAUCUGCUUCCGUACACUCAAGCUUGCUAAUCCCACUUUUGGUGACCUUAACCACCUCAUCUCGGCUACAAUGAGUGGUGUCACAUGCUGUCUUCGUUUCCCUGGUCAACUCAACUCUGACCUUAGGAAGCUUGCUGUGAACCUCAUCCCUUUCCCCAGGCUCCACUUCUUCAUGGUGGGUUUCGCUCCGUUGACGUCGAGAGGAUCGCAGCAGUACAGUGCCUUGAGUGUCCCUGAACUCACCCAGCAGAUGUGGGAUGCAAAGAACAUGAUGUGCGCUGCUGACCCUCGUCACGGACGUUACCUAACCGCAUCCGCUGUGUUCCGUGGGAAGCUGAGCACUAAGGAGGUGGAUGAGCAGAUGAUGAACAUUCAGAACAAGAACUCGUCCUACUUUGUGGAGUGGAUCCCGAACAAUGUCAAGUCCAGCGUCUGUGAUAUUGCGCCGACGGGUUUGAAAAUGGCCUCGACUUUCAUCGGGAACUCGACUUCGAUCCAGGAGAUGUUUAGGCGUGUGAGCGAACAGUUCACUGCUAUGUUCAGGAGAAAGGCUUUCCUUCAUUGGUACACAGGAGAAGGAAUGGACGAGAUGGAGUUCACGGAAGCAGAGAGUAACAUGAACGAUCUUGUUGCAGAGUAUCAGCAGUACCAGGAUGCUACGGCCGACGGUGAAGAGGAGUAUGAAGAGGAAGAAGAGGAGUACGAUGAGGCUUGAGAUGUUGUUGGUCAAUGGCUUCCGUCUUGACUCAUAAGCUGUGGAUUUCUUCUUUCUAAAUUUCUUCUUUAAAUAUCUGUCCAGUUAAUGUUUGCUUUGUUCCUUUACUCGUGUUCUGGAUUUGUUAAACGUUUGCGUGCAUUGGUUUAUUGUUUUUGUCCAGUGAAAAAUAUUAUUGCUUUUGUUCUUUUAA
Raphanus sativus (radish) is the source of this 1615-nucleotide messenger RNA. Its product is annotated as tubulin beta-4 chain. The record is from RefSeq and is a predicted model, not a curated record. Bases 82 to 1422 code for a protein of 446 amino acids. Gene Ontology annotation, biological process: mitotic cell cycle; microtubule cytoskeleton organization. NCBI's taxonomy places the organism in Eukaryota, Viridiplantae, Streptophyta, Magnoliopsida, Brassicales, Brassicaceae. Gene Ontology annotation, cellular component: microtubule; cytoplasm. The transcript has 3 exons. Gene Ontology annotation, molecular function: GTP binding; structural constituent of cytoskeleton; GTPase activity.